Molecule: messenger RNA, 992 nt
Organism: Prunus avium (sweet cherry)
Lineage: Eukaryota; Viridiplantae; Streptophyta; Magnoliopsida; Rosales; Rosaceae
Source: RefSeq, a predicted model, not a curated record
CUCUUAUUAAUAAAUUACAGGGAAAGUUUUGACUUUUGAGUGAGUUGAAUUUACAUUUAUUAGGUGAAUAUAUGGUGACAUUCUCCUCAGUCUUUUGACUGGAAGGUCUAUUUUGAUAUGCCAAAAGCUAAAUGUUGCUUAAGAGAUGACUUGUGUUGAAGGAAUGAAAGAGAGACCAAUUUAAUUUAGCUAUGCAUGUAUAUAUGUAGCAAGGUAUGGCAACUGCACUGGGAACGCUUUGUGGUCAAGCAUUUGGUGCAGGCCAAGUUGGGUUGCUUGGUAUCUAUAUGCAGCGGUCAUGGAUUGUCCUAUUAAUCACCUGUAUCAUCCUUUCACCGGUUUAUAUUUUUGCCGCUCCAAUACUGGAGAGUUUAGGCCAAGAAAGUGAUAUAGCUGAUCUUGCUGGAAAAUAUAGUGUAAAGAUAAUUCCUCAGUUGUUCUCCUUUGCCAUCUUUUUGCCCACUCAGAGGUUCCUUCAGGCUCAGAGCAAGGUUAGCGCAAUGGCAUUGAUUGCUUUUGUGGCGCUGAUCAUACAAACUGGACUCCUUCAUCUUUUCAUCAAUGUGUUUGGCUGGGGAACCACUGGUGCAGCUGUAGCUUAUGACAUCACACAUUGGGGAAUUACAGUUGGUCAAGUUGUGUAUAUUAUGGUUUGGUGCAAAGAGGAGUGGACUGGAUUUUCAUGGCUGGCAUUUAAGGACAUUUGGGCUUUUGCUAAGCUAUCCCUUGCCUCAUGCAUGAUGUUUUGCCUAGACUCAUGGUAUACCAUGACCAUAAACAUUCUCGCAGGUUUACUUGAAAAUGCAGUGAUUGCUGUUGGUUCCUUUUCUAUAUGCAUGAACUUUCAGAAUUGGGAGAUCAUGUUGUUGGUUGGACUAAAUGCUGCUAUAAGCACUCGAGUCUCCAAUGAACUUGGAAUGGGGCGCCCAAGAGCGGCCAAAUACGCUGUCUGUACUGCAGUCUUGCAAUCUCUCAUAGUUGGAAUUUUAUCU